Messenger RNA from Diaporthe citri, 1518 nucleotides. RefSeq lists its product as uncharacterized. Lineage: Eukaryota; Fungi; Ascomycota; Sordariomycetes; Diaporthales; Diaporthaceae. Gene Ontology annotation, cellular component: membrane. Gene Ontology annotation, biological process: transmembrane transport. The transcript is spliced from 9 exons. The record is from RefSeq and is a predicted model, not a curated record. Gene Ontology annotation, molecular function: transmembrane transporter activity. The coding region runs from base 1 to 1518 and encodes 505 amino acids.
AUGUCCCAGUCCCGAGAGAAAGACUCCAAAAAUGACAUUGUCGUCGCUGAGAGCGGAGGGGGAUCCCCCGUGAGAUCGAGAAAGCCGUCCCAGAUCGUAUCAGAUGGACAGCCGUACACUGAGACGAAGAAGACAUGGAGGUCAUUUUUCUGGUCGAGUGAGCAUCCAAAUAUUAAUAGCCAGACACAUAACGACGACGCACUGACCGAUAUAGCACUCGAUGUGCCAGAGGACGAGGCCCGAUUUCUCACCAAGCUCGAUCUGACGCUCAUCUCUUCGUCGGCCCUGGGUGUAAUGUGCCGCUACCUCGACCAGGUCAACAUCACCAAUGCAGUCAACAGUGGUAUGAAGGAGGAUCUCGCGCUAUACGGGAAAGAGCUCAACUACGCCACCGCCAUCUGGAGCGCCGCCUAUGUCUUUGGACAGAUUCCCUCGAAUUUACUUCUUAUACGGGUCAACGCGCCCCUGUACAUUGCAUUUCUGGAGUUCGCCUGGACCGUCUUUACAUUCGCCCACGCCGGUGUCAAGGACGUCAACCAGCUCCACGUCUUUCGUUUCUUCGUUGGCCUGUUCGAGGCCGGCCAUUUCCCUGCAGUCAUGUACGUGUGCUCGAGCUACUACAAGCCCCACGAGCUAGCACGACGCAACACGUUGAUCCAAGUCUUCACCUCUGUCGGCCCUCUUUUCUCCGGUUUUCUCAUGGCCGCCGUCCAUGCCGGAUUGAACGGCUCUAACGGACUCGCCGGGUGGCGCUGGAUGUACAUGUGGGUGCUCCUGAUCAUGGAUACCCUGUCGAGCUUUAUCAACGAGAGCAUAGAGUCUGUGGUUGUCCAAGUUCCCUUGUUCUUCGCCUUCCUGACCCAUGUGGGCCAGUCCGGAGGCUCGAUGAUCUUCUGGGUUAAGAAUUACAACAUCCCCGGUAAACCAGCCGCAUUUUCCGUUGCCGAGAUUAACAUCAUCCCCCUUGGUAUCAACAUUAUCUCAAUCAUCUGUAUCCUGAUAAACUCGUGGGUGUCAGAUAGCUUGCCAGGCGCGGCCAGAUGGCCGGGCAUGGUGUUUGCGAGUGUGAUGGCCAUCAUCUUCCCCAUUGCACUAGCUGCCACGCCCGUCCAUCCGGCCAACAUUGCAACCCGUUGGGCGCUUUACUACCUCACCGCUCUGUCUGGAACCUGUGCCGGCAUUACUUGGACGUGGGUCAACGGGACGAACCGAGAUGAUCCCGAGAAGCGCGCGUAUACCUCUGCGUUGAUGAACGCGUUCGCUUACGUCUUCAUCGCCUGGGUUCCGAUCUUCACCUUCCCAGCCAAUCUGCAGCCGUACAUUGUGACCGGCGACUACAUCACGGCUGGGUUCGGCGCCGCCGCGGCGAUAACCGCUCUCGUCAUGAGACACUUUUAUAAUCGAGAUCUCAAGCUGCAGUCGCGGAACAACUCCAAGGGCGUCGAAGGGUGGUUUCAAAGCACAUCCGUUGGUACCGCUGAAGCUCGCGCAACAGGUAGCAGAUCUGGACACAUUUAA